This is a messenger RNA of Trypanosoma brucei brucei TREU927, 1635 nucleotides long. Its product is annotated as t-complex protein 1 subunit zeta. Lineage: Eukaryota; Euglenozoa; Kinetoplastea; Trypanosomatida; Trypanosomatidae. Gene Ontology annotation, molecular function: ATP-dependent protein folding chaperone; ATP binding; ATP hydrolysis activity. The record is from RefSeq and is a predicted model, not a curated record. Gene Ontology annotation, biological process: protein folding. The coding region runs from base 1 to 1635 and encodes 544 amino acids. The transcript has a single exon. Gene Ontology annotation, cellular component: chaperonin-containing T-complex.
AUGAUGGCAUCUAACCUAGCAUACAUAAAUCCCGGAGGGAAACAAGCCCGGAAGGCUAGUGCACUCGAGAUAAAUAUGGUUGCCUCCCGUGGAUUACAGGAAGUGCUCAAGACGAACUUGGGCCCCAGAGGCACAAUGAAGAUGCUCGUUUCAGGUGCUGGGCUUAUUAAAAUUACUAAGGAUGGAAUCACUCUUCUAGGUGAAAUGCAGAUUCAACACCCAACUGCUGUUUUCAUAGCUCGCGCCGCCACUGCCGUCGAUGACAUCACUGGUGAUGGGACGACGAGCGCAGUCCUUGUGAUUGGUGAAAUGAUGCGGCAGUGUGAGAGGUACAUCCAAGAUGGUCUUCAUCCUCGUAUCCUGACGGAGGGCUUUCGACUUGCCCGCAACGAAGCAGUUAAAUAUUUGGAGGAAAGCGUCGUUGAGAUCCCCGUUGCCACUCGUCGAGAAUACCUCACAAAUGUCGCUCACACUGCCCUCUCAACGAAGGUUAACGCACACAUGUCGGUUCAACUGGCGGAGGCUGUGGUUGACUCUGUGCUCGCUGUUGUCCCCGAAGAUGGAAGAGAAAUUGAUCUACAUAUGGUUGAGGUCAUGCACAUGAAGCAUCGCCUGAGCUCGGAUACUCGUUUUGUGAACGGGAUUGUUUUGGACCACGGUGGUCGUAAUGACAACAUGCCAAAGUACCUGGAGAAUGCCUACAUUCUGGUCUGUAACGUUUCUCUUGAGUACGAGCGAAGCGAACUGAACACCGGUUUUUACUUCAAGGAUGCGGCGGAGAAAGCGCGUAUGGUUACCGCGGAGCGGAAGGUAACAGAUGACCGCGUUAGGGACAUCAUUGCUCUAAAGAAACAGGUUUGCACGAAGGAAAAUCAGCGCAGCUUCGUUGUAAUCAAUCAGAAGGGAAUUGACCCGAUUGCACUGGAGAUGCUGUCCAAGGAGGGGAUUUUGGCUCUACGGCGUGCCAAGCGUCGUAAUAUGGAACGCCUUAUUCUGGCCUGCGGGGGUGAGGCCGUAAACACAACCGAGAACCUCACAGUGGAUGUCCUUGGUGAGGCUGGACGUGUACAAGAGUACACAUUGGGUGACGACAAGUACACCUUCGUGGAGGAUGCGCGUAAGGGUCGGAGCUGCACAUUGCUUGUCAAGGGACCCAAUGAUCACACUAUUGCCCAACUCAAGGAUGCCAUUCGUGAUGGUCUUCGUGCAGUCAAGAACGCUUACGAGAGGGGUGGCGUUCUCGCAGGCGCCGGCUCGUUUGAGGUGGCUCUUCACGACCAUCUGACCCGUUAUGCUGACACCGUGUCAGGUAAACAAAAAAUUGGUGUUCGAGCGUACGCCGAUGCCAUCCUUGUCAUACCGAAAACCUUGGCGGAGAACUCCGGCCUUGAUGUUCAGCAGUGCCUUAUUUCCCUGCAGGAGGCCAGCCGACGAGCACGCCAGGAAGGGCGCUGGGUGGGCCUUCGACUCGACACGGGAAGCACCGUUGACCCGCUAGCGGCUGGGAUCCUGGAUAACGUCCUUGUGAAACGAAGUAUUCUAGAGACGACUGGAGAGAUUGUCGCCCAGCUACUACUGGUAGAUGAAAUUAUGAAGGCUGGGCGCCGCGGAGCCGGUGCCCCCCCGUCGCAGUAA